AUGAAGUUCACAAUGGUCUUUAUUGGACUCCUUGGACUCUUCCUAGCUCCCGGCCUGGCUUAUAAUAUCAACGUCAAUGAUGACAACAAUGUUGCUGGAAGUGGGCAGCAGACAGUGAGUGUCAACAAUGCACACAACGUGGCAAAUGUUGACAACAACAAUGGAUGGGACUCCUGGAACACCAUCUGGGAUUAUGGCAAUAGCUUUGCUGCGACCAGACUCUUUGCCAAGAAGUCAUGCAUUGUGCACAAAAUGAACAAGGAUGUCAUGCCCUCUAUUGAAAUUCUUGAUGCACUGGUCAAGGAGAAAAAGCUUCAAGGUAAAGGGUCAGGGGAACAGUCUACCAAGUCCCUGAUAUUCUCCGUCAACUCUAAUAGCAUUGAUGACCUGAGCCAGUUUGGAACAAACAUUGCUAGCAUGUGCAAGGGGCUUCCAACAUACUUGGCUGUGGAGGUUCCAGGAGUAAACCUGCCUUUUUACUCAGAAAACUGCUACAGUGCUAAUAUACUCUGGAUUCUGAACAUUUCCUUCUGUAGAACAUCAGUGGAAAAUUAG
Castor canadensis (American beaver) is the source of this 555-nucleotide messenger RNA. RefSeq names its product gastrokine 1 (gene Gkn1). Lineage: Eukaryota; Metazoa; Chordata; Mammalia; Rodentia; Castoridae. The record is from RefSeq and is a predicted model, not a curated record.